CUAUUUUAGAAAUAAAAUUAAAGCAUUUUUGCCAUUAGUUAAUAGAAAAUGAGACUAUGAAUAGCAUUAAAAUAUUUCUACCUGUAUUUCCAAAGGAAAAACACGCAUUAUUAAAGGGUUACAUUACUCGAAAAGAUAAUUCUAUCGAUAUUUACAUUACUAAAGUCUAUUUCGAUUUUCCUUCAUUUCAAGCAAAUGGGUGUGAAGAAAAUAAUAUUUUCUACGGUUACUAUUAUGCUAAUAAUUCUGAUAAAACCAAAUAUACAUGGAACGACGAUUUUUUUGUAAUUGAAAACAUGGCUGGAUCUUUUGGAGUUAAGAAGUGUAUUAUAAAUGGUGUUUCCAUAAAUUUAUGUGAUCAAAUAGUUUUACUGCUUUACGAUUAUGAUACAGUAAAUAGCUCAGAGGCAGUAUUCACUUCCGAGGAUUUUAUGUCCAGUUUAAAACAUUAUGUGCGAAAAGAUUCGUCUGCCUCAGAAAAUACUUCAAAAUAUUAUGAACUUUGCCACUGUCCUUCGUGGCUGGCAGCCUCAAUGUUUGCUAAACAUAUUUUCAACAGUAUUAAUCUAGUCUUUUGGUUAGUCACCUCAGUAAAACGAAAAAACAAAAUAUCAAUUCAACGGGGCAAUUUAAUUUUGGCUCUUUUGGUUGAUGUUUUCUUGGGAUAUUUGAUUUUGGAACUUAUAAUGUUUGAUAAAAAAGAGAUUGCUACCAUAUUAUUUGGGGCGUUGGAGAAACUUGUUAACUUAUUAUAUUCAUUACUUAAAUGGUUAAUGGGUGCCCCAGCAGGUUUGAAACUCAACAAUGCUUUUAACAAGAUGCUGGGAAAAUAUUUUUUAUAUCAUGUUGAGCUGUGGUGGUUGUUUUUAGAAGUCUCAAGCUCCAAAUUGGAUACUAUUUUAUACAUUUACCAAUAUGUAGGGUUCCUGGGUUUCACAUUUCAAGCUGCCAUUGUUUCAGAUAUGCUUUGUUUGGUUACCUUCCAUUCAUACUGUAUUUAUGUUUAUGCUGCAAGGCUCUUCAACAUUCAAGUAUCAGGACUGACUGCUCUUUUGAGGUUGUUUGUUGGGAGAAAAUAUAAUCCACUGCGCAAUGUCAUAGAUUCUUGUGAAUAUACAAACCAGGAGCUUUUUGUGGGGACUGUGGCUUUCACUAUACUGCUGUUACUGUUGCCAACUACCCUUAUGUACUACAUAGUGUUUACAAUGUUCAGAGUCCUAUCUUUGCUGGUGCAGUAUAUUUUAGCAGGACUUAUUUUCAUAAUGCAAUGUACUCCAUUCUAUGUAUUAAUUUUGUGGUUGGCUCGUUCACCAAAAAUUGCUGGUAAAGUUUUUAUUGAAGAAGUAACACCCUUAGAUUCAGCCACACUUACUUUGAAUGUAAAGUUGUUGAAUCAAUCAAUAGGACAUCUAUUUGUAUCGUUCAAGCCACCAAUUGAUAUGAUAAAGAAUGUCGAAUGGAAAGUUAUAUUGAAAAAUGUUUUUACAGGGAAACCUAUAAUAUGAAAUAAAAUAAAAAAGGUAAUCUUCACUUAUUUAUUAUCCUUUGUUAUUACGCAUAAAAAUAAAAAUUGUCUGAUCACCACAAAUGUGAACAUAAAUGCUUACUUUAAUCUGUAGUAAACUGGGCAAUUUACAUUAAGGCCAAUGAACCUACUCAAACAAUUUUCGACAUAUUGAAUGUAGCCUAACAUGGACAUUCAUGUACGUCAUACAUUGCUACAAUAAAACCACAAAUUGGUUGACAAUAUCAAAAUAUGUAAAUUAUUCUAAGAACUGAAAACAUU
Messenger RNA from Aricia agestis (brown argus), 1786 nucleotides. It is a transcript of the gene PIG-Q, whose product is annotated as phosphatidylinositol N-acetylglucosaminyltransferase subunit Q. NCBI's taxonomy places the organism in Eukaryota, Metazoa, Arthropoda, Insecta, Lepidoptera, Lycaenidae. The transcript has 7 exons. The coding region runs from base 57 to 1505 and encodes 482 amino acids. The record is from RefSeq and is a predicted model, not a curated record. Gene Ontology annotation, cellular component: endoplasmic reticulum; membrane. Gene Ontology annotation, biological process: GPI anchor biosynthetic process.